Molecule: messenger RNA, 3312 nt
Organism: Panicum hallii
Lineage: Eukaryota; Viridiplantae; Streptophyta; Magnoliopsida; Poales; Poaceae
Exons: 2
Coding region: 32-3151 (1039 amino acids)
Source: RefSeq, a predicted model, not a curated record
AGCAAAACUCACCCAAUACCAGCUAAUAAGAAUGCCAAUGGCCGGAACCGGCGGCGAGGACGACAAACAACAGAGCCUGGGAUCGACGGAGUACCAGCUGAAGAAGUACCUGCUGCUGCUGGCCACCCUGGUGGCGACGGUGACCUACGCGGCGGGGCUCAAUCUGCCGGGGGGCUCCUGGCUGGAGGACUCGCCGGGAGGGCGGACGGCAGGCGACUCCAUCCUCCGGGAGACCAACUACAGGCGCUACAUCGUCUUCUACUACUUCAACGCCAUCGCCUUCGCGGCGUCGCUCCUGCUCAGCCUCCUCCUCCUCCUCCUGCAGAAGGACGGCGGCAACAACUACCUGCUCCUCAUGUGGGCGGUGAUGCUCGUCGACGGGCUCGGCCUCAUGGGGGCCUACGCCGCCGGCGGCAGCCACGACAGGUUCACCACCGUUUGCGCCGCCGUUCUGGCGUCUGGCGUCUCACUCUACGCGGUCGUGGCCUUCCUCACUUACUUUGUGAGCCACCCUCCUGAUCUACGCCUCCGGCGGGGAACUGAAGCAGGCGCCGGAGGUGCCCGGCGGCCUCCUGCUGCCGGCGAGCUCGGGAAGAAGCACGAGAUCCUGCUGGUGCUCGCCAUCUUCGCCGCGACGAUCGCGUACGUCGCCGGGCUGAACCCGCCCGGCGGCUUCUGGCGGCAGGAGGGCCACCGCGCCGCCGGCUACCCGGUGCUGCAGGGCACCCACCCCCGCCGCUACAAGGCUUUCUUCUUCUGCAACACGACCGCCUUCAACGCCUCCCUGCUCGCCAUCAUGCUCAUCGUGGACCACGAGAAGCUCGACCUCGAGGGAAGGAUCGAACGAAGGGUCGUUGCGCUCUACGGGCUCAUCGUCACGGCGCUCCUGGGCCUCGGCGGCGCCUACGCCGCCGGGAGCUGCAGGGACAGCAAGCACAGCGCCUACGUUCUUCUUCUACUUCUCCCAGUUGCUGCCUGCAUUUAUCUCCAGAAGGCUCUUGUGCGAGUUUGGCGCCGCAUGACCACCAACAAGCUCCUCCCUUGCACCAAGGAGGGACCCCAAGGCUGUUGUGGAUCAUUCAUCAAGUUGUUCCAGAAUUCCAAGAUCGCCAGUUAUAUUUGUGCAGUUGGGAUGGGUGGCACGAGCGAAGACCUGAAAAGGACAAGAGAAUACAUUCAGUUGCUUGCCACCCUUGUGGCGACCAUUGCUUACCAAGCAGGACUAGAUCCACCCGGUGGUGUCUGGGCCAGCAACGGUGAGGGCCACAGUGUGGGAGAUUCCAUACUCCUGACCAUAAACCCUGGGCGGUACAAGGUCUUCUUCUACUUCAACUCGGCGGCCUUCGUUGCAUCCAUCGUCAUCGUAAUAAUGUUGCAGAAUGAGCAUCUAGUUCGAGGCCACGCACUGGAGGUGGCCCUGAUACUGGACUUCUUUGGCCUUAUCGGCGCCUACGCCGCCGGAAGCUGCAGGAACACGACCACCUCCAUCUACACCGUCGCCCUAGCCGGCGGCGUCCUCAUCUACGUGGUCAUUCACAUCGUCUUCUUCACGCUAGACCACGGUGAGGACACCGGCGAGAAGAAAGAUAAGUAUGAGAGUCACCGUGUGGUGCUUCUUCUUCUUGCAAUCCUGGCGGCGACACUCACCUACCAGGCUGGCCUGACCCCGCCGGGCGGCUUCUGGGAGGAAGACAACAGCGAGCUCGGGCACCGCGCGGGUUUCCCAGUGCUCCAGGACAAGUACCCUCGCCGCUACGAGGCCUUCUUCUACUGCAACACGGCGAGCUUCAUGGCAUCAGUGGCUCUCAUCGUCCUCCUCCUGAACCCGAAUCUGUACAGGCCGGGCAUCCGGUGCUACGCGCUCGUCGUCUGCAUGGUCGCCGGCGUGCUCGGCCUCCUGGGCGCCUACGCUGCCGGAAGCUCCCUGCACUUGCGCACCUCCAUCAUCUUCCUGGUGCUGGUCGUCGUAGGUUUUGCGAUUGUAGUCGGCCUAGCUAUCCACCGCCAUUGUGUACCACCACCGCCUGUGACCACCACCACCACCACUGCAACCAAAGUUCCGGAACCCAACUCCGGCGAUCCAGCCCCACCCAACAAUGUGCUGGAGAAACAAGAGCGGCCUGUGACCACCACCACCACCAAAGUUGCAGAACCCAACUCCGGCGAUCCAGCCCCACCCAACAAUGUGCUGGAGAAACAAGAACGGUCUGUGACCACCACCACCACCAAAGUUUCGGAAUCCAACUCUAGCGAUCCAGCCCCACCCAACAAUAUGCUGGAGAAACAAGAGCGGCUUGUGACCACCACCAAAGUUCCGGAACCCAACUCCGGCAAUCCAGCACUACCACCCAACAAUGUGCUGGAGAAACAAGAGCGGCAUGUGACCACCACCAACAACAAAGUUUCAGAACCCAACUCCAGCGAUCCAGCCCCACCCAACAAUGUGCUGGAGAAACAAGAGCGGCCUGUGACCACCACCACCAAAGUUUCAGAACCCAACUCCGGCGAUCCAGCCCCACCCAACAAUGUGCUGGAGAUACAAGUGCGGUCCGUAACCAUCACCACCACCACCACCAAAGUUCCGGAACCCAACUCUAGCCAUCCAGCCCCACCCAACAAUGGUGCCGAAGAAACCGCAAUGUACCUGAUGCUGGUGGGGAUACUGGCGGCGAGCGUGACCUACCUGACGGGCCUGAAACCGCCUGGUGGCAUGUGGAGGGGUGACGGUAAUGGGCACUCCGCCGGCAACCCGGUCCUCUACGAUACCAACAAGUUGCGGUACAAUAUCUUCUUCUACAGCAACUCCAUCUCCUUCAUCGCCUCCGUCGUCGUCAUCGCCUUGCUUCUUCUACGGAUGAUGCUGUUGCCAGCCACGGCCAUGGUUCUCGGGCCGAUCCAUGCGGCCAUGGUGCUAGACAUGCUCUUCCUCCUGGUAGCCUACGCAGCAGGCAGUGUCCGGGACUCGCACAGGUCCUGGAAAGUCAUCAUGAUCUUCCCUGCUGUGGUCUUGGUUGUGUUUUUCUUCUUCUUCGUGUCCAGGAAACAAACGGUGUCCAGGAACCAAACGGAAAAGGCAGAAGAAUCAACAGUGGAUGGAGGGGAAAAAGGGGAAUGCAAAGGUCCACACUCUAUCCGGAUCAUUCAGCUUUAAAUCAAUGGUGGGAUGAAUCGUGAGCAGAUGAUGAGGGAAUCAUGUUUGGUGAGAAAUUUAAUGGUUGGAUGAAUAUUGUGUGAGAUGAAUGAAUGGUUGAGAUAAGUCAUAUGGGCAUAAGUACAUGUGGAGAUACCUUUCCCACUACUACUAUAUAGUUG